AUGAUCGCUGUCUAUAAAAGGACAGUCCCGCCCUGUAUUUGGGGGAGUCAACCGCAGAUUUGAACCUAACCUUAACCACACACAACAACGAACAUAAAAAAUAUUAUGAGCGACAAUGUACAGCAACAAGUAGAUUCAGUUGGUUCCGUAACUGAAAAUUUGCAAAGAGUAAAUCUCAACAACAGACCUAGGAAAUAUAUUCCUCCUUUUGCCCGUGAUCAUCCUGAUGCUGCCCCAGUCACUCCUGUGAGCUCUGAGCCUGCAUCUUCUCGAUCUGAAACUCCUAGCGAGGUCUCCUCUUCUGGCUACGGCGGACGCCGUGAGUUUUUUCCUCGUGGUGGCGAAGGUCGUCAAGGCGGUUUUGCAAGUGGCGACGGUCGCCAAGGAGGACCCCGCGGCUCUCGUGAAGGUUAUGGCGGUGGAUACCGCAAUAACCGUGGAGCUGGCCAAUGGAAAGACGGUCAACAUAUCAUCGGUGCCAGAAAUACCUUAUUGGAACGCCAAUUAUUUGGUGCUGUCGCCGAUGGCAUUAAAGCUUCAACAGGAAUCAACUUUGAAAAGUAUGAUGACAUCCCCGUUGAGGUGUCUGGAGGUGAAGUUGAACCUGUUCAUGAAUUCCUUUCUCCUCCUUUGAACAAUCAGUUGCUUCAAAAUAUUUUUCUAUCUGGAUAUACACAACCUACCCCUGUUCAGAAGAAUUCUAUUCCCAUCGUCACCUCCGGUCGCGAUUUGAUGGCAUGUGCUCAAACUGGUUCCGGUAAGACGGCUGGUUUCUUGUUCCCCAUUCUUUCUCAAGCGUUUGACAAAGGACCAGCUCCUAUUCCCAUGGAGCGAAACCCCGGUAUGGGCUAUCGUCCUCGUAAGGCUUAUCCUACCACAUUAAUUCUUGCUCCUACCCGUGAAUUAGUCUGCCAAAUUCACGAGGAAUCAAGAAAGUUUUGCUACCGCUCUUGGGUUCGCCCCUGUGCCGUUUAUGGUGGUGCUGAUAUCCGCGGUCAAAUCCGUCAAAUGGACCAGGGCUGUGACUUGCUCUCUGCCACUCCUGGCCGUUUGGUCGAUUUAAUUGACCGCGGUCGCAUCUCUUUAGCUAAUAUUAAAUUCUUGGUAUUGGAUGAAGCUGACCGCAUGUUGGAUAUGGGUUUUGAACCUCAAAUCCGACAAAUUGUCGAAGGUGCUGAUAUGACUGAUGUUGAGAACCGUCAGACUCUCAUGUUUUCAGCCACUUUCCCCCGCGAUAUCCAAUUGUUGGCUCGUGACUUUUUGAAAGACUACAUCUUUUUGAGUGUUGGUCGUGUUGGAUCCACUUCUGAAAAUAUUACUCAGAAGGUUGUCCAUGUCGAAGAUUCAGAAAAGCGCAGUUACUUGCUUGAUAUCCUUCAUACCCUUCCCCUGGAAGGCUUGACUUUGAUUUUCGUGGAGACUAAGCGCAUGGCUGAUACUCUUACUGACUAUCUGUUGAACAGUAACUUCCCUGCUACAAGUAUUCAUGGUGACCGUACUCAACGUGAACGUGAGCGUGCUUUAGAUUUGUUCCGUUCAGGUCGUACUUCCAUCAUGGUUGCUACUGCUGUUGCUAGUCGUGGUUUGGAUAUCCCCAACGUAACACACGUCAUUAACUAUGACUUACCUACUGAUAUUGAUGACUAUGUCCAUCGUAUUGGUCGUACUGGUCGUGCUGGAAAUAUUGGUCAUGCCGUUUCCUUCUUCAACCGUAAUAAUAAGGGCCUUGCUAAGGACCUCAUUGAUCUUUUACAAGAGUCCAACCAAGAAUGUCCUAGUUUCCUUUUGGCUAUGGCCCGUGAUAACAGCUUUGGAGGUGGUGGUGGACGCGGUCGCUUUACUCCUCGUGGACGUGGCGGCGGUGGAAACCACGGAACUCGUGAUUUCCGUCGUACCACUAACACCACCAGCAGCUACAGUCCUUACAGUAGUGGCUAUGAUCGUGCUCCCAGUCAUCAUGGAAACACCUAUAACAGUGGUAGCUCUCAAUCAUGGUGGUAAGCUAUUACAAGACUGAUCCUUUUGAUCUAAUGCAGCUGAAAUUUCUUUCACUUAUGUCAAGAAACUUUGGUCUGUCAGAAGUAUUGUUUAAAAGGAAAUAAAGAUGCUUUGGAUAGAAUAUAUCUAUUUAAUGGAUAGAGAAAAAAAAGAGAAAGCAAUGAGGGAGUGAAUAUAAUAAUAUUUCACUGUGAUUGAGCGUUUUGCACGAAGGAAAUUUGAUUGAUUCGUUAGUAACAGAUGAAAUGAUAAUAAAAAUCGAAUUGACAUAUCCGCUUGAGCGUGCGUUUGUUGGUUGCAGAUGUGGAAGCGUUAUGUGAACGAUCCGACAAGUUUUUGUAUGCAUGUUGUUUCUAUGGCUCACCAUGACUGUGUCAACGAUUGAAAAGUGUCGAGAUAUCCAGAGUAUUGACAUGGAGAAAUUAAUACAAAAAAUUCAAGAUUACAGAAGAAAGCAUGAUUAGAGUGAAUGUACGAAUACGACGGGCAUACAACAUAUAAGUGAAUAUGUUGAUAUUUUUUCGAGGCUGUUUGGGUGUGCUGCUCUAGAGCCUUGGGAAAUAUUUCUUUCUAGAGAGGUUGGGUCUAAAUUCAGCAUCUCUCUUUUGUUGGAUUGUGGUUCUUGGGUAUAUAGUUCUUAAGGGAAAAGGUUUACGAUUCUGCAAUUUGUAGUAAUAGAAAUGCGCGCUGAAGCUAAUACAUUAUUAUUGACUAUUAAAGUGAAGGAGAUGAAUAUUGAUUUAGAUUAUUGUAGGA
Messenger RNA from Schizosaccharomyces cryophilus OY26, 2754 nucleotides. Its product is annotated as ATP-dependent RNA helicase Sum3. Gene Ontology annotation, molecular function: RNA binding; ATP binding; RNA helicase activity. The record is from RefSeq and is a predicted model, not a curated record. NCBI's taxonomy places the organism in Eukaryota, Fungi, Ascomycota, Schizosaccharomycetes, Schizosaccharomycetales, Schizosaccharomycetaceae. Gene Ontology annotation, cellular component: nucleus. The transcript has a single exon. Bases 106 to 2001 code for a protein of 631 amino acids.